Arabidopsis lyrata subsp. lyrata is the source of this 1588-nucleotide messenger RNA. Its product is annotated as ethylene-responsive transcription factor ERF053. The record is from RefSeq and is a predicted model, not a curated record. The transcript has a single exon. NCBI's taxonomy places the organism in Eukaryota, Viridiplantae, Streptophyta, Magnoliopsida, Brassicales, Brassicaceae. Gene Ontology annotation, molecular function: DNA binding; DNA-binding transcription factor activity. Bases 470 to 1453 code for a protein of 327 amino acids. Gene Ontology annotation, biological process: regulation of DNA-templated transcription.
AAUAAGAAAAGUCAAGGCGGACUUUGACGACAAAUUGCUAAACCUCGAUAGAUGAUGAUAAUAAGCCUAAUUAAAAUAAACGUUACAUCGUAAUCAAUUGCUUCAAUCUCAUUCUCAUCUCAUGUCAUCCUUAGCCGCGGUUAGCCGACCAUACUAUCAACAAUGUAUACAUGCACAUAUUUGUAAUAAUUAAGAAGAAAAAUAAAGAAUGUUUCACCGUCCAAAAAAACAGAAGAGGGCAUGGUCCGGUCCUGAGACGGGAUGAGAUAUUUUGCUUAGUGCUAUAUGUCAACAUCUUAGUUAAUACCCACCGGUUCUGAUAUAAAAGGGGGAAAAUAAUUCAUAACCAACCACACAACAAAUCUCUCUGUUUCUCCCGCUCUUGCUCUGUUUUCUCAAAGACGUAGCUGAUCUUCUCUUCUGCAUUCCAAAUCUCCUCGUUACCUGAAUAGGAUAGUGAGAAUCAUCUAUGGCUACAGCUAAGAACAAGGGAAAAUCCAUCAGGAGCCUUGGUACAAAUGAAUCAGAGAAAAUGGAUGAGGAGUUCCAGUUUAGUAGCGGCAAGUAUAAAGAUUCGGGUUCUGGCUCGGACAUGUGGUUAGGAGAAGCUUCCUCUACGUCCCAAAGAGGUCUUAGGAAGACUAGGACCUUUGACCGACAUAAUCCUUAUCUCCUUCAGCCGCCACCAACAACUAAAUGCCCUGUCUCUUCUUCGAGUGUCGCUUUUCCCUUUUCCCUCGCUCCAGCGAUUCAAAAUCAACAACGAUUUUUACACCCGAAUGACCCUUCAGGACAAAGACAGCAACAAAUGAUCUCGUUUGGUCCUCAACUACAGGUGCAGCCAUAUUUAGUACAACAACAACAACAUAUGUUGCAGUACUGGAGAGACAUAUUGAAGCUGAGCCCGAGCGGAAGAAUGAUGAUGAUGAACAUGUUAAGACAAGAAAGUGAUCUGCCACUGACGAGGCCGCCCAUUCAACCAUUCAGUGCCACCAAGCUAUAUAGAGGGGUCAGACAACGCCACUGGGGAAAAUGGGUUGCUGAGAUCCGUAAGCCACGAAACAGGACACGUCUCUGGCUAGGGACAUUCGAUACAGCAGAGGAAGCCGCCAUGGCUUACGACCGCGAGGCCUUCAAGUUGAGGGGUGAGACCGCCAGGCUCAAUUUUCCCGAGCUUUUUCUCAAUAAACAAGAGUCAACUCCGGUGCAUCAGAAACAAUGCGAGACGGCGACUACUAGUGAAGAGGCAAGCGGAAGAAGAGAAGAUGAUUCAAGCGCGGCAUUGGCAGUGGGAAGGGUGAGUGAGGAGACAGGUUGGGCUGAGGCAUGGUUCAAUGCAAUUCCAGAGGAAUGGGGACCUGGAAGCCCUCUAUGGGAUGAUUACCACUUUCCCAUUUCUAACCACAAGGACGAUCAUGAUCCCCCACAAAACUCUUCUUCUGAUACAAUUUAGAACCUUUGCACUUUCACAUGUUAGAAUGUAUAGAUGCUUAGUUGUAUGACUGACUAGUUUUAUGGUUUUGGGUGGAGACAGCUUUUGUCAUCUCCCUCAUUCCCCAUAUUUUUACGAAUCUUAUUAUUCUUACCA